Molecule: messenger RNA, 2330 nt
Organism: Phoenix dactylifera (date palm)
Lineage: Eukaryota; Viridiplantae; Streptophyta; Magnoliopsida; Arecales; Arecaceae
Molecular function (GO): peptidyl-prolyl cis-trans isomerase activity
Source: RefSeq, a predicted model, not a curated record
CUUCCCCAUCAUCCUCGUGGACAACAUAAUCAACCAUCCAAACUGACAGAAAAUUGAUGAAAAUUAGAUCAAUAAAAAGAGUGUAGAAUUUACUAAGAAAAAAGAUUUGUUGAUGGCAUAAGUGUUAAAAAUCUUUGUUAUGAGAAUUAAUUGCCUUAAAAGAGAUGGAGUGAUACUUAGUUAAAAGCCACUGCGGGAGAUCUACCGGCUGAUGUAGCACCAAUUAAUUGCCCUCGAGAGACUUGAUGGGAUCGGGUGAUACGUGCCAUCUGGCUGGCGCCAGCAAGCCCAUGAACUCGGUUCUCACCUUCCAAUGGAGCAAGAAAAAGCGGGGCAGAGCAACAAAUGGCGCGCGGGAAGGAGAUGGACCGCCGCGAUUUUUUUACUACGAGGCGAAGGAGCGACCGCCUACAUCCAAUAGCAAAGGGCCGUUCCCGUUCCCCUUCCCCUUCCCCUUCCCCAUUCCGAGCAAUGGCUUUCUGGGGGGUUGAAGUAAAGCCCGGAAACCAUUACAUGCAUCUUCUCAACGAUUUUCAGGGACGACUUCGUAUCUGCCAGGCAACAUUGGGGAGUGGCAGUGCGGUGACGAAGAGCGUGCUGCAAUGCAUUGUCGGCAAUAGAAGCCUCAUCUUACUGUGCAGCUUGAUUCCUAAUGUGGUUGAGACAUGCCAUUUGGAGCUCGAGUUCGAGGAGGAUGGCAAGGUCAUCUUCUCAGUUCUUGGGGAAAGAAGUGUGCACCUCUCUGGUUACUUUCUUCGUCCUAAGAUUCUCAUGGGUGGGGAUGAAAGUGAUUCAUAUGGGGAGGACAUCGGUGAAGAGGAUUCAAGCAGCUACGAUAAGUAUGACAGCGCUGAAGAUAAGUAUGAAUCUGACUUUAUUGAUGAUGGCGACUUGCAGACAGUUCCCCCUUCUCCUAAGUACAAAAGUAGUGUUGUAAUUAAGGAGAUUGUAGGGAAGGACAAACCAGGAAAUGGAAAUGCUAGUUGGCGAUGCUUAAAGAGAGAGCAUGUAGUAAGUGAUACUGAUGAUAGCAAUGAUGAUUUUCGAUGCCAGCCUGUUGUCAAGUCUAAGAGCUCCAUGGAAUUGGAAAAUGAAGAGGAAGAUGGCUUUCCGAUAUCUUUUUUCCCAAAAAAGAAAAUUGCUGCUAAGACCGCUGAUGGGAACUGUAAAUUAGGUGAUUCAGUAGUCUAUGGAAUACUGGAAAGCGAAGAGGAAGAUGGGAAUGCUAAGCCUGCAGAAGGGUAUUCUGAAACAGGUGCUGCGGCAGUUGAUGAGGAAAAGAAAUGGAAGAUCAAUGCCAUCAGUGAAGACCUAGAAUCUGCAAGGGUAACUUUCCAGCCAUGUGAUUCUUCACUGCUGCCUUCUGAGAUGAGCUUUGAAAACAAUGGCUUCCCAAAGAAGAAAAAGAAAGUUAAGGAUAGAAAGCCUCUUGAAAUGAUAUCUAAUGGGGAAAGGGUAAGAGGUGAUACAGAAAAGGAUAGGGAUGAUGCAGAGGUUGGCAUGGCGAAAAUGGACACCAAGGAAAAAGAUUUUCUAGUAGGAGCUCAUGUGGACAUGGCGGAAAAGGAUGAGAAGCUGAAGAAGAAAAAACAUGACGGGGCCAAGAAGAGAAAAGCAUGCCAAAUGCACACUGAUUUUUUAACAGAGGGAACCGAGAAAGGAGAAGAAAGAAAUCCAAAUGAACUUAUCAACAGGGAAGUCAUGGAUGAAGUUCUUCCUGUUGGGUCAAAUGAGCUGCCUAAUAAUAACUAUCCAUUUUGCAGGGACGAAAAUAGCAGGAAGAAAAAAAAGAAAAAUAAGCAGAAAGGAGGGAAUGUUGAUGAGGGCCUGACUGUUCUGGAUAAGGUUGAGGAUGAUAAUGCUGCUGCUGCUGCCAAUGUUUCUCCACAAGAGGCCAAGCAAAAGAAGGAAAAGAGCAAGAACCCAAAAAAAGGGAAUAUGGCAACAAUUUUGACUGUUGAGGAGCUAGCAACGGGCAAAUGUGAUGGCAGCAGAGCUUCUCCAUAGGCGUUCUCUGAGUUAUGCAAAAAAGGCGUGGCGAAAAUGCUGGGGAUCUUAUGGCUUUUGUUUUUGCUUUUGGGCUUUUUUCACAUUCAAUGAACUUCCAGAGGAAGCAUAUGAUGCAACCUUUUGCUGGGUACAUAAAGGAUGCCACAUUUUGUCGUUUGUGUAUGUGCGCGUGCAGUGGCUUGUUCUAGUGCAGUAGACUAAGAGAAGGUUGUUUCUGAGUUUUGUGUCUUUCAUUUUAAGCAAUUUCCAGUGUUAACAAAUUAAAUAUUGAUUGCAUACAAUUUUAAUUUUAUAAUAUCCUGCAUGUUUUUAUAAGAAAA